AUGGCGGCUCCUGUCUCUUCUCCUUCUGCUUCUACUGAUCAUGAUCGUCAGUCUCCUCCGACGACCACUUCUGUCACCGCCGUUUCUCCGGUGACCUCCUCAAUCACGAUUCAGAAUAUUGGAUCCAUGGUACCGAUCAAGCUCACCACUUCCAAUUAUCUCACCUGGAGUGCUCUGUUCGCUCCGAUCUUUCGUCGCUACAAUCUCACUGGCAUCGUCGACGGCUCCACCCCUCCACCACCUCAGAUGCUCCUGGACGAUUCUGGAAAUCGUACUUCUCUCAUCAAUCCUGAGUAUGUUGCCUGGUAUGAAAACGAUCAAAACAUUCUCAUCUGGCUCAAUUCUACAUUGUCUGAAACCCUAAUUCCGUAUACUGUUGGAGUUAAUUCCUCUCGGGAACUUUGGGCAAAAUUGGAAUCACGAUUGGCUGCUGCUUCUCAAUCUCAUAUUCAUGAUCUCCGAUCUCGUCUGCGUACAAUUUCCAAGGGUGAUUCCACAGCUGCUCAAUUUCUUCAACAGAUCGAGGAAAUCGCAGAUGCACUUGCAAGUGCAGGAGCUCCAGUAGCUGAUUCUGAGCUUAUAUCUGUCACACUUCAUGGCCUGCCAUCAGACUAUGACUCUUUUGUUGAUGCUAUGCUACAACGGACUCAUAACUUGGUGGAGCUAAAUAAUGGCCUUGUUCGACUCACCUUUUCUUUUCCCGAAGGAGACGUGGUUGGAAUCCAGUACAAGGGAAUUGACAACUUGCUUGAAGUCAAAACUAACCCACAAGGAGGUUACUGGGAUCUUAACGCCGGGAACUAUGAUAAAUUUAAGUUCAUGGUUGUAUCAGACAACAUACAAAGGUUCAUGCCAACAGCCGAAGACCGUGGCAAAGGUCGGCAACUUGCCUAUAAAGAAGCUGCUCUUUUAACGAAUCCAAGCAAUCCUGAGUUUAGAGGAGAGGUGGAUGACAAGUACCAGUACUCGAGGGAGAACAAAGACACUAAGCUUCAUGGUUGGAUUUGCAUUGACCAAGCUGUAGGGUUUUGGAUCAUCACACCCAGUGAUGAGUUUCUCACAGCGGGGCCAUUCAAGCAGGUACUUACAUCUCAUGUCGGCCCAACUGCCCUCUCUGAGUUUCACAGUGGUCACUACGUUGGGAGCGAAGUUGGGAUGAGCUAUGCAGAAGGGGAGCCAUGGAAGAAGGUUUUUGGGCCAGUCUAUGUGUAUCUUGACUCAGACGUUCCAGGCUCGAAUCAGUCGAAUAUGUCCCUCUCGCUGUGGAAUAAUGCUAAAGAGCAGAUGCUUCAAGAAGUAAACAGUUGGCCAUACAAUUUCAUUGAGUCCGAAGACUUUCCUAGCUCCGAUGGACGUGGAUGAGUUGCCGGUCAACUACUAAUACGGGAUUCAUACAUUAACGAGGGCGUAUUUAGGGCUAGUUCAGCUUAUGUGGGAUUGGCUGCACCUGGAGACGUGGGAUCAUGGCAAAGGGAAUGCAAGGGCUGUCAGUUCUGGACUCGAGCCGACAAUCAAGGUAAUUUCCUCAUUAAAAAUGUUCGACCCGGGAACUGUAGUCUGUAUGCAACUGUUCCUGGAAUUAUUGGGGACUACAAAUAUGAGGCUAUCGUUACAAUAGAACCAACAAGUGAAAUAAAUUUGGGUAGUCUCACCUUCGAACCUCCGAGAAUUGGUCCAACCCUGUGGGAAAUUGGCAUCCCUGAUCAAUCUGCAGCCGAGUUCUACAUACCGGAUCCAUAUCCAUCACUGGCAAACCAUUUGUUCAACAACAGUCACACAAACAAGUUUAGACAAUACAGCUUGUGGGAUCGGUAUGCUGAUUUAUACCCUGACCAUGAUCUCAUCUACAACGUUGGUAGUGACAAUCACUGUGAUGAUUGGUUUUUCGCUCAUGUGACGAGGAAUAUCGGAAAUGAUAUGUAUAAGGGAACCACAUGGCAAAUUUUAUUUCAACUUCAAAAUGUAACGAACACCGGAGAUUAUAUACUCCAGUUGGCGUUGGCCUCAGCAAACGGUGCAGAACUUCAGGUUCGAUUGAACGACCAGAGCCCCAAUGGCGGACAUCAUUUUACAACUAGGCUAAUGGGGAAGGACAAUGCUAUUGCAAGGCAUGGAAUUCAUGGUUUGCACCGGCUGUUCAGUGUUGUUGUGCCUAGCUUUCGACUACGAGAAGGAAACAACACUAUCUAUCUUACUCAGGCCAGAAGUGCAAAUGGCCCUUUCUCAGGUAUCAUGUACGACUAUAUCCGACUAGAAGGACCUCCUCCGAAGUGAUCGCAUAGGUUGGAAAAGUUAGCUAAUUAAGUUUUGCAAUUUGAUUUACUUUUUAAGUUAGGGUAUUUUUAGUAUUUGAUAUUUAUAGUGUUUUGCAGUA
This is a messenger RNA of Pyrus x bretschneideri (Chinese white pear), 2374 nucleotides long. RefSeq names its product probable rhamnogalacturonate lyase B. Gene Ontology annotation, molecular function: carbohydrate binding. The transcript is spliced from 3 exons. Lineage: Eukaryota; Viridiplantae; Streptophyta; Magnoliopsida; Rosales; Rosaceae. The record is from RefSeq and is a predicted model, not a curated record.